Messenger RNA from Rubroshorea leprosula, 1005 nucleotides. Lineage: Eukaryota; Viridiplantae; Streptophyta; Magnoliopsida; Malvales; Dipterocarpaceae. The record is from the annotation of a GenBank genome assembly.
GUAGUAAAUAAACCCUAGAAAAUCUUAAACCCACGUCCAUAGGAUUUUUCCCCUCAUUUUGCAGAAGCUCAAGAUCGUAUCAGUAAUGGCUAGUUCAACGAUUGUAUCAAGAUUAUCAUCGUCAACUCGAUUACCUGCUCUCACUGUCAAGCUGAAAACCAGCGGAUCAGUGUUACCCACAAUUUCCCCAUUGAAAUCGAGCUCCCCAUCUCAAGUUUCUUCUUCAAUGAAGCGCAUUUCUGGGAUCUCAAGGUUAGAUUUUUUUAGAGUAGUGUUUUAUGAUUCUGUGUUUGGGUUGUGUAAGGGAAAGAAUUGAAGUGAAAAAUUUUGGGCUUACUAAUUUUUGGAUGGAGAGUGUGAGAGAUUUUGUUCAUGUUUCACUGAAUUUGAGGGUUGUUAUUGAGAUACAAGAAAAUGGUGUUGAAUUUUAAGGGAAAUGAUAUUCAUAGAUUCUCGAGUUGAGAAAUGAAUUUUCUAGGCAAUUAAUGAUCAGCAGGGUUUGUAUCUUAUUUGUUCUUUCUUUUAUACAUGAUUUGGGAGCAAUGAGGGGUUCAAGACCUGAAUCAAAUGGAGCAAGUUUUUGAUACUUUUGAUAUAACUUUGGUUUUCUUAUGGGCAUUAAGGUUACCGGUGGAGCUGAGCUGCUUAAUCUCUAUGCUGCCGUUGCAUAGCGUGGUAGCCUCUGCUCGCCUAAGAUCAUUACUUUCCAUUGAAUCUCUGAGCUGGAGCUUGAUUCCACAAGGUAACUCCUUACCUUUAUGACAGAAGCCUUGUGUUGAAGAUUGUCAGAAUGGCCUUAUUUUCAUUGCCAUGAAGUUUUUGUUUGUCUUGAACCUCAAUCCGAAAGGGUAAUAGUUUUCUGUUGUUUCUCAUGAUGUAACCAAUACUUUGUAGCUUGGCUGUUCAGAAACCAGAAAAUAUGGAUUGGCAACAAAGAGAACAUGAUUAACUUUUAGUUGAGCUAAUUGAAUCCUAGCAGUUGCUAAAUAAAAUUUUUGCAAAGAU